Symbiodinium sp. CCMP2456 is the source of this 807-nucleotide messenger RNA. The record is from the annotation of a GenBank genome assembly. NCBI's taxonomy places the organism in Eukaryota, Dinophyceae, Suessiales, Symbiodiniaceae.
AUGGUCCACGGCCGUUCCACGGCGCUUGCCAAGCUGACGGUUGGGGCGAUACUGACGAGCGCCUGGCCGCAUCUUCCUCCGGGCUUUGCCUCCGUGCAGUCCGCUGAAAGCCGUCUUGCGCAACUUCGUCGGGAUCAUCGCUGGUCCUUGGAGGAGCUUCUGGCACAGAUUCAGCGAGCGCCGAGGGGCACACAGACGUGUGUUCUUAUUGAUGGCCCGCAGUACGCCUCCAACGUGGGCUCCGUUUUGCGCCAGGCGGCGGUGCUGCAGUCACCUUCCGACGUGCUUGCGGCGGUCUUGCUGGCCUCCUCAAAGUCAUCACCGCACUCAGAAAGAAGUGCAAGCUUUCCUUCUGAGAAGUUCCUGAAGAACGUGGUUCGCAUUUCGCUUGCAGACAGGCAAGCCCUCAGACGUGGUGCUGCCCGCCUCGUCGUGUCACCGGGUGAUCCGCGGCCUGCACUUCGGGAGCUUCAGCGUGCAGGCUACCAUCUCGUUGGUUUGGAGAAUUUGGAGGCUUGCUCGGUUCCGAGCCUUCCCCUUUGGUCUUCGCCCUUGUCUCACUCGAAGCUGUGCUUCGUGGCUGGUGGCGAGGCUCAGUCGCUGUCGACCGAGAUUCUGGACAUGUGUGACCAGCAGUGCCACAUCCCUGCCCUGAACUUUGAUAUGGCCGGCACCAAAUCCGAACGGUUGGAGCUGGGGCAAGAGAGCCAUACCCCGUCCCUGAACUUGGCACACGCAGUUGUCAUUGCCCUGUACGAGCGGCGGCGGCAGCUGAGCCUGGAGGGGAGCUUCGCACCUUCGAGCUGA